This is a messenger RNA of Vombatus ursinus (common wombat), 4233 nucleotides long. Its product is annotated as mucin-2-like. NCBI's taxonomy places the organism in Eukaryota, Metazoa, Chordata, Mammalia, Diprotodontia, Vombatidae. The annotation marks the transcript as partial. The transcript has 2 exons. The record is from RefSeq and is a predicted model, not a curated record.
CCACAUCUUACCCUGGCACCACCUUCACCAGCCCCAAACCUCACAGUACCACAGAGAAUGGCAUUCCAACGACUGUGAGCACCCCGGCUGUCACCUGGAGCCAAAGGUCAACAGCAACUGCCAUGACUUCUCCAGCUACCCAAACCACAGCCACAUCGUUGCCUGGCACCACUUCCACAAGCCACACAAUUCACAGUACCACUGAUUCUACCAGAACGACAACUCUGACCACGGAGGCGCUCACCACUACCCAAGGGACAACAGUAGCCACCACUACUUCCCCAGGCACCUCAAGCACAGUCGCAUUGUUGCCUGGUACCACUUCCACCAGCUCCACCUCUCAGAGUACCACAGCGCCUGCCUUUACGACGACUGUGAGCACACAAUCUGUCACCCCUAGCCAAGGGACGACAGAAGCUGCCACUAUUUCCCCAAGGACCUCAACCACAGCCACAUCUUCCCCUGCCACCACCUUCACCAGCCCCAAACCUGAGAGUACCACUGAGCCUGGCAUUACGACGACUGUGAACACACAAUCUGUCACCCCUAGCCAAGGGACAACAGCAGCUCCCACUACUUCCCCAGGGACCUCAACCACAGCCACAUCUUCCCCUGGCAACACCUUUACCAGCUCCACCUCUCAGAGUACCACAGAGGUUGGCAUUACGACCACUGUGAGCACCCAGGCUGUCACCUGGAGCGAAAAGACAACAACAGCUGCCAUGACUUCUCCAGGAAUCCAAACCAUAGCCACUCCGUCACCUGGCAAAACCUCCACCAGCCACAUACUUCAGAGUACCACUGAUUCUGACAGAAUGACAACUCUGACCACUGAGGCUCUCACUACUACCCAAGGGACAACAGUAGGUGCCACUAUUUCCCCAGGGACCUCAACCACAGCCGCACUGUUGCCUGGUACCACCUCCACCAGCCCCACACCUCAGAGUACCACAAAGGCUGACAUUACAACAACUGUGAGCACACAAUCUUUCACCCCUAUAAAAGGGACAACCAAAGCUGCCACUACUUCCCCAGGGACCUCAACCACAGCCACAUCCUCCUCUGGCACCACCUUCACCAGCCCCACACCUCACAGUACCACAGACGCUGGCAUUACAACCACUGUGAGCACCCAGUCUGUCACCUGGAGCCAAAGGACAACAGAAGCUGCCACUACUUCCCCAGGGACCUCAACCACAGCCACAUCUUCCCCUGACUCCACCUUCACUAGCUCCACCUCUCAGAGUACCCCCUAUUCUGACAGUACAACCACUCUGACCACUGAGGCUGUCACGACUACCCAAGGGACAACAGAAGCUUCCACUCUUUCCCCAGGGACCUCAACCACAGCCACAUCUUCCCCUGCCUCCACCUUCACUAGCUCCACCUCUCAGAGUACCCCCUGUUCUGACAGUACAACCACUCUGACCACUGAGGCUGUCACGACUACCCAAGGGACAACAGAAGCUGCCACUACAUCCCCAGGGACCUCAACCACAGCCACAUCCUCCCCUGGCACCACCUUCACCAGCCCCACACCUCAUAGUACCACAGACGCUGGCAUUACAACCACUGUGAGCACCCAGUCUGUCACCUGGAGCCAAAGGACAACAGAAGCUGCCACUACUUCCCCAGGGGCCUCAACCACAGCCACAUUGUCACCUGGCAUCACCUUCACCAGCCCCACACCUCAGAGUACCACUGAUUCUGACAGUACAACAGCUCUAACCACUGAGACACCCACCACUACCCAAGGGACAACAACAGCUGCAAUUACUUCCCCAGGGACCCAAACCACAGCCACAUCUUCCUCUGGCACCACGUCCACCAGCCCCACACCUCAGAGUACCACAGAGCCAGUUAUUUCGACGACUGUAAGCACACAAUCUAUCACCCUUAGCCAAGAGACAACAGCAGGUGCCACUACUUCCCCAGCGACCUCAACCACAGCCACAUCUUCCCCUGGCUCCAUUUCAUCCAGCCCCACAGCUCAGAGUACCAACCAGUCUGACAGCACUACAACUGUGACAACUAACCCUGUCACUGUCACCCCAGGGACAACAGAAGAUGCCUCUACUUUCCCAGGGACCUCAGAAAUAGCUGCAACUUCCCUUGGCUUCACUUACACCAGUACCACAGAUCACAGUACCACUGAGGCCAACAACACAACGUCUCUGACAAGCCAGGCUAUCCUUGCUACCCAAGGGACAACAGCAGCUGCCUCUACUUUCCCACGGACCUCAGCAACAGCCACAACUUCCCCUGCCUCCAUUUCAUCCAGCCCCACAGAUCACAGUACCACCCAGUCUGAUAGUACUACGACUGUGACAAACGAGCCUAUCACCGCUACCAAAGGGACAACAGCAGCUGCUACUACUGUCCCCGGGACCUCACCAACAGCCACAACUUCCCCUGCCUCCACUUCUACCAGCCCCACAGACCAGAGUAACACCCAGUCUGACAACACUACAACUCUGACAACCCAGGCUGUCACUGUUACCCAAGGGACAACAGCAGCUGCUACUACAGUCCCCGGGACCUCAGCCACAGCCCCAUUUUCUGCUUCCUCCACUUCUACCGGCCCCACAGACCAGAGUAACACCCAGUCUGACAACACUACAACUGUGACAACCCAGGCUGUCACCACUACUCAAGGGACAAUAGCACCUGACAUUAUUUCCUCAGGCACCUUAGCCACAGCCCCAUCUUCCCCUGCCUCCACUUCUACCAGCCCCACAGAUCAGAGUACCACCCAGUCUGAUAGUCAUACAACUGUGACAACCCAGGCUGUCAUUGCUACCCCAGGGACAACAGUAGCUGACAGUACUUCCCCAGGGACCUCAACCACAGCCACAUCUUCCCCUGGUUCCACCUUCACCAGCCCCACAGAUCAGAGGAUAACAGUAGCUGACAGUACUUUCCCAGGGACCUCAGCAACUGCCACAGCUUCCCCUGGCUCCACCUCCACCAGCCCCAAAGCUCAGAGUACCACCCAGUCUGACAGCACUCCAACUGUGACAAUCCAGGCUAUCACCGCUACCCCAGAGACAACAGCAGCUGACACUACUUUCCCAUCGACCUCAGUAACAGCCACAACUUCCCCUGCCUCCAUUUCAUCCAGCCCCUCAGAUCAGAGUACCACCCAGUCUGAGAGUACUACGACUGUGAAAACCCAGCCUAUCACCGAUACCCAAGGGACAACAGCAGCUGCCACUACUUUCCCAGGAACCUCAGCCACAGCCCCAUCCGCCUCCACGUCAACCAGCCCCACAAAUCAGAGUACCACCCAGUCUGAUAGUCCCAUGACUGUGACAACCAAGGCUGUCACCGCUUCCCAAGGGACAACAGCAGCUGCCACUACUUUCCCAAGUACCUCAGCAACAGCCACAACUUCCCCUGGCUCCAUUUCAUCCAGCCCCACAGAUCAGAGUACCACUGAGCCCGGCAGUACCAUGUCUCUGACAACCCAGGCUAUCACCUCAACCCCUGGAACCACAGCUGUGACUACGGCCCCAUCUUCCUCUGGUUCCACCUUCACCAGUCCCACACCUCAGAGUACCACAGAGCCUGGCAUUACGACGACUGUGAGCACACAGGCUGUCACCUCUAGUCAAGGGACAACAGAAGCUGCCACUACUUCCCCAUGGACCUCAACCACAGCUGUAUCUUCACCUGGCUCCACCUUCACCAGCCCCACAGAUCAGAGUACCAUCCAGUCUGAUAGUCCUACAACUGUGACAACCCUGGCUGUCACUGCUACCCCAGGGACGACAGCAGCUGCCUCUACUUUCCCAGGAACCUCAGCAACGACCACAACUUCCCUUGCCUCCAUUUCAUCCAGCCCCAUAGAUCAGAGUUCCACCCAGUCUGAUAGUCCUACGACUGUGACAACCCAGCCUAUCACUGCUACCCAAGGGACAAGAGCAGCUGCUACUACUGUUGCAAGGACCUCAUUAACUGUCACACCUUCCCCUGGCUCCAUUUCAUCCAGCCCCACAGCUCAGGGUACCACUCAGUCUGACAGCACUACGACUGUGACAACCCAGUCUGUCACCUCGACCCCAGGAACAGCAGCUGUGACUACAGCCCUAUCUUCCCCUGGUUCCACCUUCACCAGCCCCACAGAUCAGAGUACCACCCAGUCUGAUAGUUCUACGACUGUGACAACCCAGCCUGUCACCGCUACCCAAGGGAUAACAGCAGCCGCCACUACUUUUGAGUGCAAGAAUGAGG